CGCUCAGUUUAGAAGCAACAUCACCAGCUUAAAUGCGCAGGUUUAUCUGAUUGUCUUAGUGGGAGCGCACGAGAUGCUCCUGAGCCCACUGUCACCGUAUUAACACGCGGAAAGCGUUUCGAGGACCAGCGACAAGCGUUAACAGUCACUAACAGAAAUAUAUCACACAAUAAGACUGUGAUACAGCAAAAUAGAAACUUUAAUUUGUUUUAAAAAAGGAAAAAAAAAAAAUCAACCAAACUAUGGCGGUACUCUUUGGUCUAGAUGUGUCGUACGUGUUGCCUGCAAUUCUGUUCACGCUUCUCGCUGUUAUUCUAGGAUCCUCGUUCUUCAAGAAGCCAAAGCCGUCCAAAAAGAAGGAGGAUGACUCCGCUCCCGUGGGACGCACUGAAAGAGUCGAACAUUUCCAGCCCAGGGUGGAGGUACCUGAAGUGGUGCCCAGUGUAGAACAUAAAGAAGAGCCUAAGGCAGAAGUCGCCGAGGAGAAGGUUGAGGAGAAGGAGGCUGAAGCCGUUGCCGUUGCGCCGGUGGUUGAAGAGAUCGGGGUCGUAGAGGAACAGCCUGCGAUAGAGCCCGACAUUCCCUCAGCCCCAGAGGAACCUGCCCCAGAACCGGAGGUGGAGACGGAGCCCGAGCCCGCCCCAGAGGAGGAGCCUAUUCCCGAACUCAUCCCAGGAACCGUCCCGGAGGACAUCGAGCCGGAAGCGGAAGCGGAACCGGAAGACGAAGGCAGUGAGGAGCACGACUUUCCCCCAAAGUACAGUCCUGGGAAGAAGCGGACCACCCAGUUUGAGGAGAUGAUGACCAAGGAGGAGCAGGAGGAAGAGCAGAGGGUGCAGCAGGAGCAGCUGGCCGCGAUCUUUCAGCUCCUGAGGGAGAACCAGGAGACGUUCGGCGAGGUGACAGAGGGGGACGUGGAGGAGCAGCUGAAACUCUACUCCUCCAUCUAGAGGGGGGAGCCCCCACACAGACUGUAAGGAGGGGGGGGGGGGGCAGGUUCACUGUCAUUACCCCUCCCGUCUCAGCUGUGCUCUUCCACAGGGACGGCAUUCACAGACCUCUCCUCUCUCUCCUUAUUUAGAGUGCUCGCCAUGGCGAUGAGGCCGAUGACAUAACGGACUGGAACUGAAUGUCAAAAGCAGAUGUUAUCUUGUCCCAUUUAGAACAGCUCAGAUUGCAGGCAGUUUGGCAUCAUUAGGGGGCUCAGGUUCAAAGAGUAGAAAGAGAGGAUUCGAGAAGUAGGGCACUCACUGCCGGAGACGGCCAGUAGAAAGGUGUUAUUAGGAGUAGGAUUAGUAUAGUCAUUGGAAGGGGCUUCCUUAAAAGGUAGGAUUGGUGAGGGUAAUGCGUUGCACAGAAUUUUCAAAUAAAUUACAGCCCUGGUCAAAGGCCCACUCAGUAAUUUUGGUUACUAAUCAUCUAAAAUCACGUUGGUACAGUUCCUUGGUGCAGAGUUUUUAACAUCUCACACUGGCGUUCUGAUAACCUCGGCAACAAGUUUGUUUAGGCUUCUGAGCCGCUGGAUGGCAUAACGCUACUGUGGCAAUGUCAAGUGCAUCUGAUGUAGUUAGUCGUGGUUUACUUGGCAAAACGUGAGCAAACUAGUCCUUCUCGAGAUCUUAACUGAUGGGCGAGUGACCAGGUCGCUUCCAUGGUGACGAGCUGUGCAAGGACUACAAAAAUGCUCAGAUAUCAAAGGACAAAGAACAAUGAAAUGCAGACUGAAGAGGAACAAGGAAGUGUGUCAUUUAACACACAAGUGCUUUUCAUAAGAAUUUUUAUUCAAAGAAUAAAUAAGGCUACACAGCGCUGUAUCUUCCUCUUUUUGCCUGUUGUAAACCAUUUGCAUUUUAUUAGCAACCAAAAUAACUGAGUGGUCCUUCGGGGUAUUUUAAUAAUAAUAAUAAUGCAUUUAGAUGACGCUUUUAUCCAAAGCGACUUGCAGCUAAUAAGACUAAGCAGGACACAGUUCCCCCUGGAGCAAUGCAGGGUUGCUCAAGGGCCCAGAAGCUGUGCGGAUCUUAUCGUGGCUACACCAGGGGCUUGAGCCACCAAACCUUCCGGGUCCCAGUCAUGCGCCUCAGCCGCUUGCCUACGGGCUGACCGACAGUAGCCGUUUACAUCUUACCGUAAAAAAAACGAAGGCAUGGUGUGCGAAGCCACGGCACUAAAACAGCUCGGGCGACGCCGUUACCCAGAGCGACAUGCGGGGGAGAGGUGAAGAACGUCAGCCGUCGCUCUCUCCGAGGGGUACAAGAACGCAGUGUCACCGACGAGGCGGAGGCCCCCCGAGUGUAACGUGAACCAAACAAACAAGGAUGAGCAUUGUAUUGUGACUGGAAAGUGUCGUGAGAAAUGUGAUAGGCCCCAGCCCUGUUCCUCCCAGAGGGCACACCCAUCGCAUGUACUCAUCUCCUGUCGCCAAUCAUUCUUACAUAAAGGAAGAGACCGUUUACAUACGGCCAUUUAUGAAGGAGUUGAAUAUCCAAAUAUUUGGCGCUCACAGAAGCUACAGCCUGUAAUUUAUUCAUGUGGGUGCGGUGGAAUAUUGUCUAGUUCACAUGCAAAUGGAAAUAGAAUUCCCUUGUUGUGAAAUGAGUGCUUGUGCAAUGAAUUCGCUCAGAAGAAUUUCAAUGUUUCUGCUUGUAAAAACUGUAUAUUAGGUAAACUUAGUACUGUGUAGACCACGGUUUCUUUUUCUUUCUUUCCUCAAUAAAGUACAAAGUCCACAACCCCACACUAGACC
Messenger RNA from Conger conger (European conger), 2746 nucleotides. RefSeq names its product matrix-remodeling-associated protein 7-like. The transcript is spliced from 4 exons. Bases 243 to 950 code for a protein of 235 amino acids. Lineage: Eukaryota; Metazoa; Chordata; Actinopteri; Anguilliformes; Congridae. The record is from RefSeq and is a predicted model, not a curated record.